Messenger RNA from Nematostella vectensis (starlet sea anemone), 1761 nucleotides. RefSeq names its product pyruvate dehydrogenase E1 component subunit beta, mitochondrial. The transcript is spliced from 13 exons. Gene Ontology annotation, molecular function: pyruvate dehydrogenase (acetyl-transferring) activity. Bases 88 to 1182 code for a protein of 364 amino acids. Gene Ontology annotation, biological process: pyruvate decarboxylation to acetyl-CoA. Lineage: Eukaryota; Metazoa; Cnidaria; Anthozoa; Actiniaria; Edwardsiidae. The record is from RefSeq and is a predicted model, not a curated record.
CGGCGAAUAGCGUGGUAAUGUGCGUAAAGUACACUGGCUGCCUGCGCGUCUGAUAGUGGGUAGAACUGUGGCAUUUCGCAGCUGAAAAUGGCUCUUGUAAAAGGGCUUUCUCGACUCGCGAGGCAGUCUAAUCAUGUUGGCCUCGUCAAUGCGAGCAAGCGAAUGUUUGGUACUAGCAGAAAAUCCCUUGCUACGCUGACUGUUAGAGAAGCUCUGAAUGCUGCAAUGGAAGAAGAAAUGAAAAGAGAUGACAGAGUAUUUCUACUAGGGGAGGAAGUUGCAUUAUAUGAUGGUGCUUACAAGGUUAGCAAGGGCCUGUACAAGAUUUUUGGCGAGGAAAGAAUAAGAGACACGCCUAUAACAGAGAUGGGGUUUGCUGGUAUUGCUGUUGGGGCAGCUAUGGCUGGGAUGCGGCCAAUCUGUGAAUUCAUGACCUUCAACUUUGCUAUGCAAGCCAUUGACCAGGUUAUCAACUCAGCAGCCAAGACAUUCUAUAUGUCUGCAGGAGAUGUCCCAGUCCCCAUUGUGUUCAGAGGGCCUAACGGAGCAGCAGCAGGGGUGGCUGCUCAGCAUUCACAGUGUUAUGCUGCUUGGUAUGGUCACUGCCCAGGUCUGAAGGUAGUGUCACCUUACUCAGCAGAAGAUGCCAAAGGUCUACUUAAAUCAGCCAUCCGGGAACCCAACCCAGUGGUGGUUCUGGAAAAUGAGCUGAUGUAUGGGACAUCUUUCGAGAUGUCAGAUGAGGCGAUGAGUGCAGACUUCCUUGUUCCCAUUGGAAAGGCAAAAAUAGAGCGUCCAGGCAGUCACAUCACCCUGGUCGCCCACUCACGCCCUGUGGAGACCUGCCUACAGGCGGCCAAGCAGCUUGAGAGUGAAGGCAUCGAUGUCGAGGUGCUCAACCUUCGUAGCAUACGACCCAUGGACACGCAGGCGAUAGUGGACUCGGUCAAGAAGACAAACCACCUGGUGACGGUCGAGGGGGGGUGGCCUCACUUUGGUGUAGGCGCUGAGAUCGCGGCCACCGUCAUGGAGAGUGAAGCGUUUGAUUUCCUUGACGCGCCCAUCAUCCGCGUGACAGGAGCCGAUAUACCGAUGCCUUACGCCGCUCUGCUGGAGAAGAACGCACUCCCACAAGUCGAGAACAUUGUUAAUAGUGUCAAGAAGACGCUUAACAUCGCCUAAAACCACAUGACCCGAACACUGGCCAAUCAGCUUCGUCCUGAAUUACAUGACAACAAACAGCAGCCAAUCAGAGGUUGUUGCCUUCAUACGCGUCAUCAAUAUCUAUUUUGUUGCGGAAGACAGGAAACAAAUCUAGCAAAAGUGGCGGGAAAAUAAAGGCGCGAGACUGGCGCAAUUAAAAGUUAUAAAAAUAGUGGAAGUUCGAUUUCAGGACCUUUUUCGCCGUAGUGAAGUAGUGGAGCCGUAGUGGAGGUUUCCCAACAAACUACUGAAUAAUUUCUAAGGUCUCUUUUAUUUCAGUCACCACGUAUUGUGUGAUAGAUGUUUUAUUGAACUUAUCAAUUCCAGGUAUUCUCUACUCGUUUUUUGUUAUGGUUCAGGUUUUUUCCAACUUUUCCCAGCAUUUUCCUUUUUUUUAUGACUUGGCUAACUCCUCAAAGUUUCAUUUCGCUAUUUCUAAAGGAUGGUAGACUAUUGAUGAUAGAGGUUCUCUUUAAACUUUAAUAAAUGAAAUAAAUAACAAAGACUUUAUUUAUACAGGAGUCUGUAUAGAUUGUGAAUAAACGUACUAUGCUUUUA